AUGCACCAACCCUCAAUCUCAUCAACGCAAGUUCUUCCAUCGUCGUCUUCUGAAAUAACAGAAGCACCCACCUACCUCACCCAGCACCCCCAAAAAGAGAAUGCCAGUGUGAGUACGACCAUUAGUACUGAUACAAACAAUAUCUCUUCAUCGGAUCACGCAUCAAAUUUAUUCGGAGCUGAAAGUAAUGGAGGGGGUGCUUGUUGUGGGAAUAAUGAAUUGGAUUCUUUCAAUGGAUUGUGUUUGGAAUGCAAUCAUCAAGAAUCAGAUUCAUCAUCGUCCACUCACAAUUACAGCAGUAAUGAUAUUACGGACGGUAACAGCAUCAUGAACAACAGCCAACAUAACAUCUGUGUUCAUGAAAGUGGCUGCUUUUCUGAUCAUGAUGAAAAGAAACAACAACAACGAACGCAUCACGACAAUGAUAACAUAGUCGUUCAUUCUUCUCAACAUCAGCCUUCCUUGCAACUUCUCACGGUAAAUUCUUCUUCAUUCCAUCAGAGAAGAGAGAGCAAUGGCUCUUCUCCGACGACUCCACCAACAAACGCAUUGCACAGUAACAACAAUAACGGAGGAAAUUUUGAACUGACUCUUCCUCCUUUAAAUGUAUCAACAAUUUCUUCUGCAGAUAAGUCAUUAGCAACGCCAACUACUUUAAAUGAUGACGGCGUUGCAAUGAAUGAUGACACUCCUUCUCCCACCACUGCCAAUGUUCGCCACAAUGUACUACAAAAGAUUUCCAAAUGGACUGAAUUAGACAACUACGGAACACCUUUAGAACCUACUCACAUUAUUCCUUUAAAAACGCCCAUUAAAACCAAAUUUCUGGAAUCAGCUAAAAAGUGGCGACCUUUUACAUCUGAAGACUUUUUGUUCGGCAAUUUGAAAAAAGGAUACGCUGUUGCUGGCAUUGUAGAUUUAUCAAAUCAUGACUGUAUUUAUGAUGUAGAUAAUGUUUGUGUGCCAAAAUAUCCAGACACUUUUUGGGCCGAAUUGAACAAGAUUUCCUUUGGAAGUGAAGCAAAAAAAGAUACAUUUUUGCGAUUCAUUGUCACGGCUAAACACGCAAGAAAACUCUCCAUUUAUGAGAGUUUCUCCGAGGAAAUGAAACGCCUUGUUGAUAAUACGGAAACUGAGCCAUUGCACUAUAUCAAAGUGAGACUUGUGGCUAAGGAAAUUCCGGGUAUUGAACAACAAACGGACUUCAAUCGAGUGAUAAAUAAUUUCUUUGAGGAGUUUCCAUCGCACUACAUUGGAGUGCACUGCUCGUAUGGAUUCAAUAGAACAGGUUUUAUUUGUUGUGCUUAUCUCAUUAGUGAAAAGCAUCUUUCAAUUGAUGAAGCUCUUCACGUUUUUGCCAAAAGUAAGCCACCAGGUAUCAAGCAUCAUUGGUUUCUGAAAGCAUUGAGGUUACGGUACGACCCAACACAUGCACCAUUGAUAGAAGAAGAAAUGAACAACUCGACGGAAGAGUUUUCAAUGUAA
This is a messenger RNA of Naegleria lovaniensis, 1485 nucleotides long. RefSeq lists its product as uncharacterized. Lineage: Eukaryota; Heterolobosea; Eutetramitea; Acrasida; Naegleriidae. The coding region runs from base 1 to 1485 and encodes 494 amino acids. Gene Ontology annotation, molecular function: protein tyrosine/serine/threonine phosphatase activity; mRNA guanylyltransferase activity. The transcript is spliced from 2 exons. The record is from RefSeq and is a predicted model, not a curated record. Gene Ontology annotation, biological process: 7-methylguanosine mRNA capping; dephosphorylation.